Molecule: messenger RNA, 1523 nt
Organism: Sinocyclocheilus grahami
Lineage: Eukaryota; Metazoa; Chordata; Actinopteri; Cypriniformes; Cyprinidae
Product: ATP-sensitive inward rectifier potassium channel 1-like
Exons: 2
Coding region: 65-1204 (379 amino acids)
Biological process (GO): potassium ion import across plasma membrane; regulation of monoatomic ion transmembrane transport
Cellular component (GO): plasma membrane
Molecular function (GO): ATP-activated inward rectifier potassium channel activity
Source: RefSeq, a predicted model, not a curated record
CUUCAUGGCCUGAACUUCAAAAAGCACUUUGUUUGCUGGGACGUUUUCAGUUUGCAGCUGAAAGAUGUUCCAGUUCAUACGGAAACAGAUUCACAAUCACCUUGUGGAGCGGAAAAUUAGGAGAACUCGUUUUGUUACCAAGGACGGCCACUGCAACAUUAAAUUUGGGACUGCUGAAUAUCACAACCAUUUUGCUUUCCUUAUGGACUUCUGGACUACAUUUGUUGAGAUUCACUGGUGUUUUGUAAUUGUUUUAUUUGCCGCUGCCUUCACGGGAAGCUGGUUCAUUUUUGGUUUGCUCUGGUAUUCUCUUGCAAAAAAUAACGGCGACUUAGAAGUUCUACAGAACUCAGCUGAAUCCCAGCGGAUGAAGUGUAUAGAGAACAUUAACAGUCUCACGACCGCCUUCUUGUACUCUUUAGAGACCCAGACGACUAUUGGCUAUGGCGGUCGGGCUCUCACGGGUCACUGCCCGGGCACAGUCGCCCUGUUGAUCAUCCAGUCCCUCAUGGGCGCCAUCAUAAACUGCUUUAUGUGUGGACUCAUUUUAGCAAAGAUCUCUCUCCCGAAGAGAAGAGCAAAGACUGUAACCUUCAGUGAAACAGCAGUCAUUUGUCUUUGGAAGGGGAAUCUGUGCCUCCAGAUACGAGUGGCCAACCUACGAAAAACUCUUCUUAUUGGCAGCCACAUUUAUGGAAAGCUUCUCCGGACCACCAUCACGCCAGAGGGGGAGACCAUCAUACUGGAUCAGGUGAAUAUUGACUUUUUGGUGGAUGCUGGGAAGGACAACCUGUUCUUUGUUUGUCCACUUACCCUGUACCACGUGAUCGACACAUCCAGUCCGUUUUCUGAAAUGGCUGCAGACACUCUUCAGCAGCAAGACUUUGAGUUGGUGGUCUUCCUGGAUGGGACGGCUGAAUCCACCAGCUUGUCCUGCCAAGUACGAACUUCCUACCUUCCGCGGGAGAUCAAGUGGGGUUACAGCUUCCUGCCAGUCAUCUCUCGCACCAAAGGUGGGAAAUACCGUGUCGACUUGUCCAACUUUUCCAAAACGGAGCCUGCGGUGACCCCGCACUGCGCUUACUGUUUCCACAACGAACAUAACAAGGAGUUCAUUCUCCACCAACAUGUACGUGAAGGCAUUGAUAAUCUGGGAUUUGAUGUUAUUGACCUCCAAGACUCUGUUGAUGUAACAGAAGGGUGAUUAAACAGUUUGCUGCAGCAGCAACUGUGGUGGCAUUUUGUACUGUGAAAGUUAGAAGCCACAUAAAAGUGGAGAGGGGAAGAGGGGAUUCGCUAUAGUUAUGUUCCCUGACAGACACAUUGGCUGUGUUCCAAAACCUAGUGAGCUGCCUGUGUAGACAGACUUAAGGCAUCAUAAAGUAUGUGCUUCUGACACAAAACCUGUUCCAAAAGGUAGCAAUUGUGAAAACAAUUGACCUUGUUUUGAUCAAAUUGUAAUAUCUAUUGAAAAGAAGACAACCUUCUCAGUGGAAAAAUCCAUCCAAGAUAGUGGAUGAAGU